AUGGGGCUCUUUAAGAGACUACAAGUCAGCCGCCCGGAGAACCUGGCCUACUCGGAGCUGUUUCUGCAGAACGAGGAUCUUCUGCCUGUACCCGAGGAGAAGCGGACAUGGGGCGUCUGGAACUUCAUUGCAUUCUGGGUAGCAGAUAGUUUCAACAUAAACACAUGGAUGAUCGCCUCUUCCAUGAUCCAGCUUGGCCUUUCUUGGUGGCAAGCUUGGAUAUGCGUCUGGCUGGGGUACGGGCUCGUCGCUCCGUUCAUUGUCGCGAAUGCAAGACCCGGUGCAAUCUUCCAUGUCACGUUCCCAGUGGUCGCGCGGACAAGCUUUGGAGUAUGGGGAAGCCUGUGGUGUGUAUUUAACCGAGGAGCCAUGGCAUGCAUCUGGUACGGUGUGCAGGCUAGCAUCGGGGGGUCAUGUGUCCUUGUCAUGCUGCGAGCAAUGUGGCCGUCCGUGAAUGAUAUCCCGAACCAUCUACCCGCGUCUUCAGGGACAACGACGCGAGAUUUCAUGUGCUUCUUCCUAUUCUGGCUCAUUUCACUCCCCGCCAUCUGGUUCCCCAUUCACAAGAUCCGGCACCUCUUCACGCUAAAGGCAGUCGUGGUUCCAAUAGCGGGUAUCACAUUCUUCAUCUGGUGCAUCGUGAAAGCCCAUGGUGUUGGUCCGAUCAUUCACCAGCCUGCAACCUUGCACGGCUCCGCUCUCGGUUGGGGCAUGGUCUCGAGUAUCAUGUCCUGCAUCAGCAACAUGGCGACUCUUGUCACGAAUGCGCCGGACUUUGCGUCCCGCUCUCGCCAUCCUUCGGCUGCCCUCUGGCCGCAGCUCAUCUCCGUGCCGCUUGGUUUCUCCAUUGUCAGCUUCUUCGGAAUAAUCGUCAGCUCUUCUUCGCAGGCGAUCUACGGUGAGGCGGUUUGGUCUCCCAUCGACCUACUUGGGAAGUUCCUCGACAGCGACCCGAGCCAUGCGACCAGAUUCGGGGUGUGGUUCAUUGCCGCCUCGUUCAUUAUCGCGCAGCUCGGCACGAACAUCUCGGCCAACUCGAUCAGCGCAGGAUGCGAUCUCACCGCUCUUCUACCCCGCUUCAUCAAUAUCCGUAGGGGAGGAUACAUCGCCGCGAUCGUCGGUCUGGUCAUGCUCCCCUGGAACCUGCUCAAAAGCAGCAACCAAUUCACCUCGUACCUCUCCGCCUACUCUGUCUUCCUCAGCUCCAUAGCAGGCGUGAUGAUCACCGACUACUACGUGAUCCACAAAGGUCACUACAACGUCGCCGAUCUCUACCACGCACGCAAAGAGGGUUGGUACUGGUACACGUUCGGUAUCAACUUCCGUGCAUAUGCCGCCUACAUUGCCGGAAUCCUCAUCAACGUCGUGGGCUUUGCCGGUGCGACAGGCCGCACCGUGCCCCUCGCAGCGACGCGCAUCUACGAGAUGUCCUUCUUCACCGGCUUUGGGGUCUCCGCGCUCAUUUACUGGUCGCUCAGCUUCCUGUUCCCGAUCCGGGGAUCAAGCAACUGCGCGACGUUCGAGGAGGUGGACGUCUCCGGGUCGGCGUUCGAGGGUGCGGGUGUCGACGGGCACGAUCACAAAGCGGAGGAGAGCGAGGAUGCCGAUAUGGACAAGAAAAGCAUCGCGAGUCAGGGCGUGCGGAGCGUCCGGUCGCAUGUAUGA
Molecule: messenger RNA, 1665 nt
Organism: Dichomitus squalens LYAD-421 SS1
Lineage: Eukaryota; Fungi; Basidiomycota; Agaricomycetes; Polyporales; Polyporaceae
Exons: 11
Coding region: 1-1665 (554 amino acids)
Biological process (GO): transmembrane transport; nucleobase transport
Cellular component (GO): plasma membrane
Molecular function (GO): nucleobase transmembrane transporter activity
Source: RefSeq, a predicted model, not a curated record